Homalodisca vitripennis (glassy-winged sharpshooter) is the source of this 1812-nucleotide messenger RNA. Its product is annotated as palmitoyltransferase ZDHHC3-like. The coding region runs from base 203 to 1063 and encodes 286 amino acids. The transcript is spliced from 7 exons. The record is from RefSeq and is a predicted model, not a curated record. Gene Ontology annotation, cellular component: endoplasmic reticulum; Golgi apparatus. Gene Ontology annotation, biological process: protein targeting to membrane; peptidyl-L-cysteine S-palmitoylation. Gene Ontology annotation, molecular function: protein-cysteine S-palmitoyltransferase activity. NCBI's taxonomy places the organism in Eukaryota, Metazoa, Arthropoda, Insecta, Hemiptera, Cicadellidae.
CACAUUGAUGUUUACAGAAAAUAGCAUGGUGAUCCCUAUGUUAGUGGAGUAAUUCACUUUGGUUUCAAUUAUAAUAAUUUGUAGUUUAAUUAUUAUUCAUGUGAAUCAAGUUUAAUUCUAAAAAAAUAUAAUUCUAUUGUUACGAUGUAUCUAUAAUUAUCGUGUUGCAUUAAACUCAGAAAGACUAAUAAAUGAAUGGGAAAUGGACUACGAUCACCUACUAUACAGGAGAGAGGUAGAUCAACACAACCGAUGUUGUGGAGGAUGGAUUUGGUGUAUAAGGGACAUCUGUGGUGUGGUGUGCGCCAUCCUGACUUGGCUCCUGAUCCUGUACGCUGAGUUUGUGGUGAUGAGCGUGAUGCUGAUACCAAGUCCUUACCCCAUCUACAGUUACAUCAACAUGCUGAUCUUCCAGACUCUGGCUGUGUUAGCAUUUGCUUCACACCUCCGCACCAUGUUCACCGACCCGGGUUCUGUGCCAAAGGGAAAUGCAACAAAGGAGAUGAUCCAGCAGAUGGGCUGUCGUGAAGGUCACGUCAUUUUCAAGUGUCCGAAGUGUUGUAGCAUCAAACCAGAGAGAGCCCACCACUGUUCUGUCUGUCAGAGAUGUAUUCGUAAAAUGGACCAUCAUUGCCCUUGGGUUAAUAACUGUGUUGGUGAAGAUAACCAAAAAUAUUUCGUUCUAUUCACGUUCUACAUAGCGUCAAUCUCCGUUCACUCGCUGUUCCUGGUGGCCAACCAGUUCUACAUGUGCAUCAGGCUUGAGUGGAAGGACUGCUCCUCCUACUCUCCUCCCACCACUGUUGUUCUGCUGGUUUUUCUCGUUUUCGAGGCUCUGCUCUUUGCCAUAUUUACACUCGCCAUGCUCGUGACACAACUGCAGGCCAUCUGGAACGACGAAACGGGCAUUGAACAGCUUAAGAAAGAGGAGGCUCGUUGGGUGAGAAAGUCCCGUUGGAAAAGUAUUCAAGCAGUAUUUGGACGAUUUUCCCUCGCAUGGUUCUCUCCAUUCACACGUCCUCCUCCAAAAGUGAAACUAGAAAGCUAUUUGUAUUCUGUUUGAGUCGUCCAUUUUUGUUAUUUAACUUUUUGCUGAUUUUUGUAUUUUUGUUGUACAGUAUUUUAUUGCAAGCUUUCUUGAUAGAGAUGUAUAGAAUUAAGUUAUAUUGAAGAGUUCUUAAUCACGUGUUGUUGCAUAUAAUUGUGUGUAUUUAUAUUGCUGUGUAUUAUAUGAAAAUAAUGUAUUAAUUUGUAUAAUCUUUGUGUUGUUGGUCUUAAAUGAUAGAAACAAAGUAGUAUUGGUUUUCCAUAGCCAAAGUGAGAUAUAUUUAAUAUUUUAUAUAUAUUUUUGAAAUGACAUUAGAUAGAUUUUAACUAGUAAAGAGUUAUUUUGUAUUAAGACUGGUGUUUGUUUAAAAACACUUGCAGAAGGCUUAGUUUUCUGAGAACUACAGUACAUUAUUGUGAUUCCUUAAUGUGACUCUAUAUAAACUGUACUGAGAAAACUACCACAUACAUGAGAAUACUGAACAUUCUGUAUUAUAUAUUUUUAAUGUAUGCCUUUACACUGUUAUUGCUGUAGUUGUAAUUUGUACAUCAUAGAUUUGUAUUGUCUUAAAAAAGUUCCUUAGCAACAGAAACAUGACCUUCUGAUAUAAAUUAUUAUAUAAUCAUGGUGAUUUGCACUGUUUUAUGACGUAAUUAUUCUUUGAGUUAAUAUUAGUUAAGCAAUUGAUAAAAACCUUCAAUCAAAUAUGUAAACCUACUUGUUUCAUGAACCUACUGAUUUUAAUAAAUAUUUUAAUAUUUAUA